Messenger RNA from Penicillium daleae, 1620 nucleotides. Its product is annotated as sugar porter family MFS transporter. Lineage: Eukaryota; Fungi; Ascomycota; Eurotiomycetes; Eurotiales; Aspergillaceae. The record is from RefSeq and is a predicted model, not a curated record. The transcript is spliced from 2 exons. Gene Ontology annotation, biological process: transmembrane transport; carbohydrate transport. Gene Ontology annotation, cellular component: membrane. Bases 1 to 1620 code for a protein of 539 amino acids. Gene Ontology annotation, molecular function: carbohydrate:proton symporter activity.
AUGGCUGGUGGUGCUGUGUCCCCCGCGGGCAGCGUCGACGCUCGCCGCGUCGAGGCCCCCGUUACUGUCAAGACGUACCUGAUGUGCGCCUUCGCUGCCUUUGGUGGUAUCUUCUUCGGUUAUGAUUCCGGUUACAUCUCCGGUGUCCUUGGUAUGGACUACUUCAUCACUACUUUCGAGCACCUGGACCCCUCUCUGGCUACUACCAACCCCGACGCUUUUGUCGUUCCCUCGUGGAAGAAGUCUCUCAUCGUCUCUAUUCUCUCUGCUGGUACUUUCUUCGGUGCUCUGAUCGCCGGUGACCUGGCUGACUGGUUCGGUCGUCGUACCACCGUUAUUGCUGGCUGCUUCGUCUUCAUCGUCGGUGUUAUUCUCCAGACUGCUUCCAGCAGCCUGGGUCUCCUGGUUGCUGGUCGUCUGAUUGCCGGAUUCGGUGUCGGUUUCGUUUCCGCCGUCAUCAUUCUGUACAUGUCCGAGAUUGCUCCUCGCAAGGUCCGUGGUGCCAUCGUCUCGGGCUACCAGUUCUGCAUCACUAUCGGUCUCAUGCUGGCCUCUUGCGUCGACUAUGGCACUCAGAACCGCACUGACUCCGGCUCCUACCGCAUCCCCAUUGCUCUGCAGAUGCUCUGGGCCGUCAUCCUUGGCACUGGUCUCUUCUUCCUACCCGAGUCCCCUCGUUACUUCAUCCGCAAGAACGACAAGGAGGCUGCCCGUGAGGCUCUCUCCCGCAUUCGUGGCCAGGCCCCUGACUCCGAGUACAUUGAGCUGGAGCUGAACGAGAUCGAGGCCAACUUCCAGUACGAGAUGACCGUCAUCCCCGACACUGGCUACUUCGACAGCUGGAUCAACUGCUUCCGCGGCAACAUCUUCCACCCCAACUCCAACGUCCGCCGCACUGUCCUCGGUACUUCUCUCCAGAUGAUGCAGCAGUGGACUGGUGUCAACUUCGUCUUCUACUUCGGUACCACUUUCUUCAAGCAGCUCGGCACAAUCCAGAACCCCUUCCUGCUGAGCAUGAUCACCACCAUCGUCAACGUGCUCUCCACACCCAUCUCCUUCUACGCCAUUGAGAAGGUCGGUCGUCGCCCCCUGCUCCUCUGGGGUGCCCUGGGUAUGGUUGUCUGCCAGUUCCUCGUCGCCAUCAUCGGUGUCACCGACGGCAGCAACCCCCACGCCGUCUCUGCCAUGAUCGCCUUCAUCUGUAUCUACAUCUUCUUCUUCGCUAGCACCUGGGGCCCCGGCGCCUGGGUCGUCAUCGGCGAGAUCUUCCCCCUGCCCAUCCGUUCCCGCGGUGUCGCCCUCUCCACCGCCUCCAACUGGCUGUGGAACUGCAUCAUUGCCGUCAUCACCCCUUACAUGGUCGACUCUGACCAGGGCAACCUCGGCGCCAAGGUGUUCUUCAUCUGGGGCUCCCUGUGCACCUGCGCCUUCGUCUACACCUACUUCCUCAUCCCCGAGACCAAGGGCCUCACCCUCGAGCAGGUCGACAAGAUGAUGGAGGAGACUACCCCCCGCACUUCUGCUGGCUGGAAGCCCCACUCCACCUUCGCCGAGGAGAUGGGUGUCACCUACAACGACAAGGUCGCCACCGAGGCUACCGUCGCCCAGGUCGAGGUCUAA